CUGAAUUUUUAGAAGAACUGUAGAAUUAUUUAUAUUGUAUUAAAUACAUAUUUACAUUAUACAUUUACCCCUGGUAUAAUAAAAGUGUCUUCUCUUAAUGGAAAUAUAUCGAUCGGACUCGAAAAAUCCUUGACGAAUAAUAACGCGAUGAUUUUAUUAAGAGCAUGUGUUAAAUUGCUGUGCACAGGAGUGUUUUCCAGGGUGCGGCCGCAAACCACCCUCGAGAAUAUCCGUACUAAUUCAGUUCACAUCAGUGCUAUGAAACAAUGGCCACAUUUUACGCUAAUCCGAACGACGAGAAUGAGAUUUGGAUCGAACGGGCCGCAUUCGAUGGUUACGGAUUCAGGAAUUGGCACGUUAUGUUUUUUUGUUUUUCCGGUUUCACCAUUUUAGUGGUGUUAAUUUGUUGUUGUGUGAAAAUUCGGGUGCCACGCACCAAACAACAGAUUGAGGCUGAUUAUCGGCGGAAGAAACUGGCGCAAAAGUUUCAACAGCGAUUACGUCUGAUUCAGAAUCAAGAAAUGGACGCUUUAGAUUUGCAGAGAGCUUUGGAAAUAAUACAGCAGGAUUACAAAGAAGCAAAAGACGAUAUAGUGUUUGAAAUAGCACCAACUGCUCCACCUCAGUAUUGUAUUAAUAUGGGAGAAGAGGGUAAUUUGGAACGUUCAGAUGCGAAAAAUUUUGCUAAAAGAAUGUCCACCAUAAUGAAAUUUACAACUAAACCAUCUUGCUCCAAAAAUUAAUUUCUGAUUUUAAGUCUAGUAAUAAAACAAUGCAUAUAAAUAAAAAUUUA
This is a messenger RNA of Aethina tumida (small hive beetle), 793 nucleotides long. RefSeq names its product transmembrane inner ear expressed protein. NCBI's taxonomy places the organism in Eukaryota, Metazoa, Arthropoda, Insecta, Coleoptera, Nitidulidae. The record is from RefSeq and is a predicted model, not a curated record. The transcript has 3 exons. Bases 267 to 743 code for a protein of 158 amino acids.